CCAUUAUUGCUAGUAUAGCUUCCAGACACCCACAAUAGCAGCUCUUAACAUGCCAAGGCAAAUCAUAGGUAUGGAUCUGGAGAAGUGCCCCAAUAAGCAAGCCAUGGAUGCUAUUAGGCGGUCUAGUUAUUUGCUAAAAGAUGUAGCAAACUCGAGGUUGACAGACCCGCCGACCCCUCAAACAGGGGAACCAAGGUUGGCUGAAGCAACGGUGGGAAGGCCUGAAAGUAUUGUGAGACCUAGGUUUAUUCGUAGGAUUGUGGAGGAUGAGGAAGAUGAGGAGAAUGCACUAUCUAAAGAGGACCUGCUGGAGAAUAUGGAGGAGCAAGAUUCAUUAUCAAAGGAGGAUCUUUACACUUUCGUACUUGAGAGAACUGAAACCAUGGGAAAUUGGGUUAUGGAAGUGGCUAGUCUUAGCUCUUGUAGUCAUAUGUGGAAGGCUGUUAUCAGCGUGGAUUUUUAAGAUAGUUAUUUU
Rubroshorea leprosula is the source of this 475-nucleotide messenger RNA. Lineage: Eukaryota; Viridiplantae; Streptophyta; Magnoliopsida; Malvales; Dipterocarpaceae. The record is from the annotation of a GenBank genome assembly.